Molecule: messenger RNA, 6039 nt
Organism: Pararge aegeria (speckled wood butterfly)
Lineage: Eukaryota; Metazoa; Arthropoda; Insecta; Lepidoptera; Nymphalidae
Exons: 27
Coding region: 1-6039 (2012 amino acids)
Molecular function (GO): protein-containing complex binding
Source: RefSeq, a predicted model, not a curated record
AUGGUUGGUGAUGAAAUUCAAGAUAAUCAACCUGACGAAGAAGAUGAAGAAACUGAUUCAGAGGAAACUUGUAUAAGAUGGAGCAAUUUAAUCUUCUUACCAUUCCACCCAGUGUUUAAAUGUCUUGUUGUUACUAUGGUCAUCAUUAAAACCAUUUUGGGUCCAAUACAAUCGGUUUAUCCGAUUGUAUACUGCUGGACUACUAUGGACUACGUCCCUUUUUUGCUUUUUAUAAAAAUUGUGUACUUGUACUUUUGUGAUCCUAUAUAUGGAGUUGAUACGUUUCUUCAUAUACUACACAGGCAAGUCACAGACGAAGCUAUGAGAAGAGAGUAUUUACCAAAGUCAGCCUUUCUGCUAUUGCUUGAUAUCAUAUCCCUGAUUCCUUUUUACCGUCUUGUGUCAGAGGAAGCCUGUGAACCACCGGAGUUUUAUCCAAAUAUACUCAGUUUCACUGAAUUUGUUAUUGUUUACAGAGUUGCGGAUAGUUUUUCUCUUAUCACAACACAUAAUUACAUAAGGCUUAUUUGCGGUUACACAGUAAUUUUAGCGAUAUGCCUGAACUGUAUUGCCAGCCUUUUGCUCCUAUUAACAACUCAUGGUCUUUGUGAUAACUGUCUUAAAGGACUCUAUGAUUGGCGUAUUCACGUGUCACAUAAAUUAAAUGAAACGGAUCAUAACUAUUGCACAUACGUUUAUGGAGCCUCGAUUACUUUAUCAUAUGUGGUAAAUAAGCAGUAUGAUGAAAUUAAACCAGCAACAGUAUCAGAAUACAUCCUUUUUGGCUCUCUCAUGAUUGGUGGCUAUAUUUUAAUCAAAUUUAUAGUGUUUCCUAAAAUGGUAGCAGAAGCUUUGUUGAGGUUUCGUAAAAUAUGUACAUUUUAUCCGGAAGUGCAGAGAAUAAUAGAAGAAACUCGAAGACGUAAUCCGUCACCAAAUGCUUAUAAGGAUGUUAAACAGUUUUAUGAUUUAAUGUGGAAAAGAAGAAAUGGUAUUACUAAUAUCCCCGAAGUAAUAUCUGAACUGCCCAGAUAUUUGAGAGUCGACAUCAAGCAAGACCUGGUUUGGCCGGUGUUUUAUCAUAGUCCAACAUUGCGCAAUACCUCAUCUCCUUUUAAGAGAUGGCUCUGUGAUUAUGUUCAUAUAGAUUACAAACUGCCUGGUGAAAAGUUUUUCACAGGUCCACAUUGCCAGUCCCAUUUAUAUUAUAUCAAAUCAGGAAUUGUUCAGUUGAUUUCAUUUGACGAUGAUUCAACGCCAUUAAUUUCUGUAACGAGUGGUACAAUUUUUGGGGAUGUUAGCUUCUAUCUUCCACCUUCCAUAAGGAAAGCAUCCGUGCGAUGUCUCACAUAUUGUGAAAUUAUAUACAUUGCACGUGUAGAUCUUUUGAACUCGUUGCAUAAAUACCCUGAAGAUCGACGAAUGAUUAUGGAACUAAUUAAAGACAGAAUCAAGCAUGCACGCAUAUUGCACACUUGUAAACAACAUGUGAGGGGCUUAGAUAGAACUGAAGAUGAAGGCAUUGUAUGGGUCAAGAAACGUUGGUGGGAAAUUUCCGAGGCGGUUUCGGUUUGGAAAAGGAGAUCGUCUAAAAACGAAAACAGAAAAUGCGAAAUACCUGCUGAAGAAUUUGUUUACCAUUGCGCUAAAUACAUUGGUCAAUUGGUACUUUGCAGUGAUAUUCAGCUACUGACAAAAUCCAUGUUUGCUAACGUGAAAUUCCCAUGGAUAUUUGUACCCGAGUCAAUAUUCGGUCAUAUCUGGAAAACAAUAGUAAUAAUUACAGUUUUUUUCGUGUUAUUGCUCUAUCCACCGUUUCUUACGAGAAAGAAUAUACCAAACUGGUUUACCUUUUUUCAGUUAUGGGCAAAUGUUGUUUAUAUUUGUGAUAUUUGUGUUUCUCUCCUGACAUCUAUGGUGAAACAUGAAAAUUUAACUGAUAAUUUUGCUGCUGUAAUGUUCGCUCGGUGUAAAAGUACCAAAUUCGCUCUAGAUAUAUUGUCGACAGUUUGGCUUGAGGAUUUGGCAGUAAUUAUUGGCGUACCUGAAUAUUAUUUUGCCUGCCAGUUCAAUCGCUUGAUCAAAAUUUACGUUCUGUUUACAGAAUGGGAUACAAGAAAAGAUCCUUUAUAUGAUGCCUGUUAUAAGUUAACUCUCGUACACUUCUCAUUUGUUUACAUUGUCAGUUACCUUCUAUUUAUGAUUGACCGCAAUGAAGUCAAGAUAAGCACGCCUUAUUUUUUCGGCGAAGUGUUUUGCAAACGAGGUUCACCAGACGAACAGUGCGAUUUCGAAAGUGGUUCUCCAUUUUACGUGGUGUUAGCAUGGGCCUUAGAAUAUGUGUUCUACGAAUACCUUCCAAAUACUUUAUUGGAUAUGUAUGCAGCCAUCAUAAUAAGCUACAUAGCGUUUAUUGUGUGUAUGUUUUGUGAAACGAGUUUGGUUGGUGCACUGUAUUUGAAAUACCGAGAGAUAAUGAAUUAUCAAUAUUUUGUGUCAAACAUAAAAAGCCAUUAUAGUCACCAUAAAAUUCACCCAGACCUCUUGAAACGCCUAAAUAGAUAUUUAUUAUGUCAUUGGAAAUAUUACCGUGGGAUGGAUGUGAUGCAUCCGAAUUUGUUAAGGAAUGAACCAUACGAUAUUUACUGGAAAGUACAUGGGGAAGUUGCGGAAAAAGUGAUUAGCGGGUCAAGGGCAUUUGCAUAUGCAGAUCGUUCGUUCAUUAGGGAGUUAGCGUAUAAAGCAAAGUUUUUGAUACUGCCAAAAAGUUCAACCAUUAUUAUUUAUGGUCUUAAUUUGAAAAAUGUAUCUUGGAUCAUUCAAGGCCAUGUUUUAUGUGAAUACCCAAAUGAGAAAGGCGAAUUGUUAAAAACUACGCUAUGUGCCGGUGAAUUUCUGUCAGCACUUGGAGUAUUUUUCGGUAGUGUGUCACUCAGAACACUAACAACUGAGACAGAGUGUGAGAUUUUAUACAUGCCAACAAAAGACUUUAUAGACACCAUGAAGCGAUAUCCUCACGAGUGGGCCCAUUAUCAGAACGGCGUGGAGGAAUUCUCAUCAGACGUACAUACAACUGUUCAAGAUUAUGUUGAAAAGUAUAGAAAUUACCAAAUUGUAAUGAGGCGGCGUAUUUUUCACGCUAGAAGGAGAGGCAUAGAAAUGUCUUUCACGAACAUCGUUCAAGAGUCCAAGCAAUCGGAAACAUUUACACGUGGCAGUGGAGCGUGCUACAGAUAUCCAUUCGUAUUGGUUGGCGAAAUUUGUGAUGUGAUUGUCGUAUUAGAUAUUUUUUUCAAAAUAUUCCUUGGUUACUAUGAUGAUCGUGGGUUAUUGGUGACUAGUUUGCGGCAAAGCACUAAACGUUAUAUCAGCAGAGGGUUUUUCUGCGAUGUCGUCGGGUGCUUGCCUUGGCCAGAUAUAAUCAAUUUAUUUCUCACUACGCCCAUCACUGAAAACAAAGAAAUGCUGAUCAACACCUUCAGCAAAUUCGCACAUUUGUAUAUUUUGAUGGGCUAUUUCAACUAUCUGGCGGAUAUGCCUAACGUUAACUUUGCAUUUUUAAUGAUCAUCAAAUGGCAAGUCGUAACACUACUGGUAAUGCUCGGCGCCGGCCAUUAUUUCGUGAACCAAUGCAUCGAAUUCGAUUGGGAUGCCGAUACAAAACUGAUUGGCAUGCAACGUCUCAAUCACUGUUGGUUGCCGAACUACUUCCCUUUGGGCGACCCACCUACAGUGCGAGAGUUGCAUAUGGUUUACGCAGAGAGUCUUAAUCUAGCUCAAAGUGGUUUCAUGAGAUUCAAUCUCGGUAAGUUUGAAAUAGACCGCCUGAAUCUUGGCGUUGGAGCUAUACUUCUUUUGAUCGGAUUCAUGUUUUGGUACGUCAUAUUUUAUUCACUUACUUUACUGGUAUUAAACUAUCGCGGAAACACACUGUUCCAACAUGGCGUUAAUCAACUUCAGAGAUUUCUCAAAGCGGAAAGAGUUGACAAAAAUAUCAUGGUCCGUGCUGUUGCACAUUUCAGAUAUUGGUGGUUCAGAACGAAGGGAAUUAAUAUACAAAGCCUGAUGAACGAACGGAUUGGUGUAAUAUUCAGACAAGACUUGAGUUACUAUUUCUUUAAAAAAACAGUAGAAGCAGCCGAGUCGUUACUCAGAGGCGGUGAAACAACGGAGCGAGAACUGGCUAGUGCUUCAACUCAACUAUACUUUCUUCCCGGAGAGCCUAUUGCAAGAGAAAUGGAUUUAACCCCUUGGGUUUUUAUUGUGCACCGUGGAAAAAUUGUGAUUAAACGGGAAGGCGAAAUUGUAGCUCGGCUGACAAAGGGUUCUAUAUUUGGCCAAUUAGAUGGAUUGACAGCGCGCCCAUUACGUAUUUCGGCCUUUUCUGAUGAUUAUGCUGAUCUACUUCAGAUCCCAAUUAAAGAAUUUCAAGAUAUAGUUGGUGAUGAGGGUAGAGAAAAUAUCGCAAAAAAUCCUCAAUCUAAAUACGAUUACAUGGCUGUUAAGAAGAGGGUCGUUGAAAACCCUUACAAUACUGUGAAGUAUUUGCUUCGUGGACAAAAAUCCAUUAAAUUGCCCUGGAUGGACAAGCGUAUGAGAGCUCAGGGAUGGUACUCCCGCUGGCUGUACUUUACGUGGGUGCUGUGCCCUGUAGUCGCUUCCUUCUCUUCGCUGUUCUACGUCACGGUGCCUGAUGAAACCGAUGCCGAUAUCGUCAUCUUCCUGCUACUGUUUGAUGCUGUACAUUUACUAUACAUUGCUUCUGAGUUUUACUCUAUGGAACUCGUCGUUGAGUAUGGGAAGUGUGAAGAUCGAGUAGUAGAAUGGGGUAUCAUCAAGAAGUGGCAAACCUAUAUCGAUAUUGUAUCCAUUGUUAUACCAGUGAUAGCAUACUAUUUUGGUAAUAAGCACUAUGGGCUGUUCCGACUGUUAAGGCUUCGGCUGCUUUAUGAUUUUCAUGAGCAUUUUUGUGAGGGAUUUCAGAGUACAAUAGCACCGAUAUUAUUGAAAUUCAUAAUAAUAUUAUUUUUGCUACACUGUAUGACUUGUGGGUGGAUAUACGUAGCUUGUCGAGAUUCAGAAUUCCCUUUGGUGAACCCACCGAUUCCUCCACAUAUAAAUGCGACCAUCGAUUUCACUGAGUGGACUUUACCCCACUUAAGAAAGGGAGGAUGCGCUCGGUUGACAAAGAAUUACAUAGCGAAUGACAAAAAAACUAAAUUCGGUUUUCUGGUGCCUCUGUCAUGGACGGCGGACUAUUUGGUGGCAAUGAUAUACGUCAUCAUUAUUUUCACGCACACAGAAAUCGAUAUUGUUGUGGCGCUAACGUUGAAGCAGAUUUACUACAAGCUUUUCAUAAACUUCAUCAUAUAUUUAGCGGACAUCUGGAUACUAAGCAUCGCCAUCAGCGCAGUUUAUACGAAGUUUCGUGAACUCUACGCGUACGAUUAUGACGUUAAUAAUCUUAUUACUUACCUGCAAAGGAGUGGGCUUUCUCCGGUGCUGUUGGAGUCAGUAAGGGAAUAUACAAAGCAGUUAUGGCAGAGGCAAAGAGGUAACUGGCUGCCCGAGUUAGCUCAAAACGCUCAUGAUUGUCUCCGGGAAGACCUGUUGGGUGCUCUUUAUAUCCAUCACCUAGAAACGGUUCCCAUUUUCCGCGACUUGCCUGAUUAUUUCAAUCGACAGUUGGUAGCUCGGCUGAGACGAGUUGUAAUUUUUCCAGGCAAAUUCAUAGUCCAAGAGGGUGACAUUUUGUCUUUAAUGUGCUUCAUCCACGAAGGGGAGGUUGAAAAGUGGUAUACUAACAAAAAUGGUGAAAGGAAAAUGGUGUCGGUUUUGAACACAAAUGGGUACUUUGGUUUGGUUCCCGGACUCUUCCCAAAUGCGCCAUUCCAGUUCACUUUUUUCUCACGCACGGUAGUCGACAUCGUAUUUUUAAGAUUCAGGGAUUGGCAAGACCUGUUGGAAGGAUAUCCCGAAGUAAAGGAGCAGUUGUAUAACGCUGCAAAGCAGUUUAAGAAGGAGACGACUAUGGUUUGA